Molecule: messenger RNA, 3193 nt
Organism: Hypoxylon trugodes
Lineage: Eukaryota; Fungi; Ascomycota; Sordariomycetes; Xylariales; Hypoxylaceae
Product: sulfate permease
Exons: 5
Coding region: 584-3016 (810 amino acids)
Biological process (GO): transmembrane transport
Cellular component (GO): membrane
Molecular function (GO): secondary active sulfate transmembrane transporter activity
Source: RefSeq, a predicted model, not a curated record
CCCAUUAGACCCAUGGCGCAAUACAUGUGGAAGAGAGAUAUAAGUGGGAUAUAUGUAAGAGUCUUGGUACGAGUAUCCCUGUAAGAAGGCUCGCACAUCAUCGUGGACCCACAUUCCGCCAUCUACAAGAGCUCCCGUUCGUCCAUAGCUCGGAGCAGCCCCAGGCUUCUUCACUUCUUCAAAUGACAAAAAUCUCAAAUUACACCAUGCUUCUGCAUCUAGCGCGAUAUCACGCCGUCCAGGGUGAUCCAGCCCCUCGGCCCUUUCGAUCCUGCAGAUUGCCCGUCGUCUUUCAUAUUAAAUACGACCGCAUCAUGCAGUCAAUUCGCCUCGACCGUCUGGAGAAAGUUGAUGAUACAUUGCUGGUGGACGCCUCAAUGAGAUCUACUUUAGCCCGGUAAUUAAUUCUCAAACUUCAAUUAAUACUGCAAGCCGAAGACCGGGUUCGAGUUGUGGUGAUUGUCAGCUUUUACCGAAAAAGGUACAUUUCUAUAUCGACAAGGCACCAGGGGCGCGCCCCAAAACAUAGCCUCUCUUAGGUCUUCUAAGUAGGUUCAUAUUGGGUAGCAUAGGGGACUGAAACAUGUCUUCUUCUACUUGGACGAAGGCCGGCCAUGGGUUUGCCUGGUUCUUCAACUUGAACCUGGACCCCUACGGCCAACGCGAAGCCGAGCGCAAUGAUUCGAGGGAAGCAUCUCAAUCUCACCCCAAUGUCGAGCCGUACGACGAAACAGACCCCACUGCGGUCGGGUGGCUUGUGAGCAUUACACCGACACCCCGGGGCAUCUUCAAUUACUUCUACCGCCUAUUCCCGUUCCUGCAUUGGAUCACUAGAUAUAAUCUGACGUGGUUCAUUGGUGAUCUAAUUGCUGGUGUCACGGUCGGAGCUGUGGUCGUGCCUCAGGGCAUGGCUUACGCUCUCUUAGCGAACCUUGAGCCUCAGUAUGGACUUUACUCUUCUUUCAUGGGUGUACUUCUGUACUGGUUCUUUGCUACGUCGAAGGAUAUUACCAUCGGACCUGUCGCGGUUAUGUCAACUGUCACCGGUGGGAUUGUCAGUAGAGCAGAGAAGGCGAUUCCCGAUGUCCCCGGUCACACCGUCGCAUCUGCUCUCGCUGUUAUUGUCGGAGGUAUCGUAUGCUUCUUGGGUCUAGCACGACUUGGUUGGAUCGUCGAUUUCAUUCCGCUGCCCUCAAUUGCCGCCUUUAUGACCGGUUCAGGAAUCAACAUCGCGGUCGGACAGAUACCUACUAUGAUGGGAAUGAACAGCAAAAAGAAGAGAUUUUCGACGCGAGACGCCACGUACUUGGUCAUCAUCAACACCUUGAAGAACCUCAAGUACACCACGAUCGAUGCUGCCAUGGGUCUUACUGCUUUACUUAUGUUAUACAUUAUCAGGGGGACUUGCACAUACUUGGCCAAGAAGUAUCCCCGUCAUGAGAGAACGCUCUUCUUCGUUUCCACUCUCCGAACAGCUUUCGUCAUCUUGCUAUACACCGGUAUCAGCGCUGGUGUUAACCUACACCGCCGGACUAACCCUCUCUUCAGUGUCCUGGGUGAAGUUCCACGAGGAUUUCAACACGCCGGAGUACCUAACCUCGACCCGAAAAUCCUCUCCUUUUUCACCUCGGAGCUUCCCGCGGCCGUUAUCGUCGUCUUAAUCGAACACAUUUCUAUCUCGAAGUCAUUCGGACGUGUUAACAACUACGUCAUCGAUCCGUCUCAAGAGCUUGUUGCUAUUGGUGUUACCAAUCUUUUGGGUCCCUUCGUCGGUGCUUACCCAGCUACUGGGUCCUUCUCCCGUACCGCUAUCAAGGCGAAAUCUGGCGUGCGUACGCCAUUCGCCGGUGUUAUUACAGCUAUUGUCGUGCUUCUUGCACUUUACGCCUUGACGGCAGUCUUUUGGUACAUUCCUCAGGCCUCUCUUGCUGCUGUCAUUAUUCACGCUGUCUUGGAUGUCGUCUCCCCACCAAACGUCGUGUAUCAAUUUUGGAGAAUUUCUCCCUUGGAAGUCAUCAUCUUCUUCGCUGGAGUUUUAGUGACUAUCUUUGAUACAAUUGAGGAUGGAAUCUAUACCACUGUUUGUGUGUCCUUCGCUGUCUUCAUUUUCCGUUUGUUCCAGGCGAAGGGACACUUCCUUGGCGUCGCUAAAGUCCGUACCGUCGGAGAUUUAAGAUCCAACAAGCACACGAGCGAAAGCCAAUCCCUUUCUCAAGACCAGAAGACCACCCCAACCCUCAGGGAAGGUGGUAUCUCAAGCGAGCGUAACUUGUUCAUUCCAAUUAACCACGAUGACAAUUCAAACCCUCGAGUACCUGUCUCUCAUCCUUACCCUGGGGUGUUCAUCUAUCGGUUCUCGGAGUUGUUCAACUACCCGAAUGCGACCCGUGUCUUAGACGGACUUACAGCAGGGAUCUUCAAAGCCACUCGAAGAACAGACCCGGAAUCUCUUGGAAAACUGGGCGAUCGUCCAUGGAAUGACCCUGGUCCACGAAAGGGCAAGGUACUCCUUGAUGAUACGGAAGAGCGACCUAUUCUCAGGGCCGUCAUUUUGGACUUCUCCGCUGUCAACAAUGUCGAUGCAACCUCUGUGCAAGCCUUAAUUGACGUCCGCAACCAGCUCGAUCGGUACACGCAACCCGACACCGUCGAGUGGCAUUUUGCCAAUGUCAGAAACCCCUGGACCCGACGCGCCCUCACAGCCGCCGGCUUCGGAUUCCUGCGACCAAAGAAUGGAGAUGCUGAGCCUGGUCGCCGCUGGAAGUCCAUUUUCAGCGUAGCCGACCUAGCAGAUGCCGCCUCACCCCUUUCAAGCGACAAGCGACUAGGCGAAAAGAGCGCGAGCCGUGGUGACGAGGAAAACACGGUACAACCUUCAAUUAACGAGGAUGAUAGUGCCGUUCGUCAAGUGCCACUCUACGGUCUCAACCGACCAUUCUUCCAUGCUGAUGUACAGGAGGCAGUUGAUGCCGUGUUGGAGAACAUCGAGUAUCGACCCCCUGUUUUCAAGGCCUAGAUGUCGUGUACGAAAUAAAAGUGAUUUAGAAGAUAUAAUUCAUUUAUACCCUUGUUUCCGUUUGUCAUUUAGUUACGAUAUAUUAUGCACGAGUGAGUAGAUGUGGAAGCGGAAAGCUCCGAGGAUAUAUCAUGUACGAUAAUACGUCAAUCUUGAAUACCAACACUUUAGAACCCA